CUCUGGCCCAGCCGUGACCAGAGUAUAUCGUCAAGAUGGGGAACUGUGUUGACUGCCUGAGGAAUUUCUUUUGCGGGACAAAGAACACCAACGUCCGUUUCAGUCUGCCGGCCGUCUGCAUUCUCUUGCAGACUGCUAUGAUCGUGCUGUUUGGAAUUUUCAUCCGCUAUGAUGAGGAGUCAGACUCCCACUGGGCAAAGCACAAAAAGGACAACAACAUCACCAGUGAUAUUGAAAAUGACUUCUAUUUCAGAUAUCCCAGCUUCCAGGACGUCCAUGUCAUGAUCUUCGUUGGCUUCGGUUUCCUUAUGACGUUCCUUAAAAAAUACAGCUUUAGCGCCGUCGGCUUCAACUUCCUGAUCGCCGCCUUCGGUUUGCAGUGGGCCCUUCUCAUGCAGGGCUGGUUCCACCACCUCGACCCAGUUACUGGAGAAAUCACCAUCGGAAUUGAGAGCCUGAUCAACGCCGACUUCUGCUGUGCCGGCAGCCUGAUCGCCUUCGGUGCCCUGCUGGGAAAAGUGAGCCCCGUCCAGUUGUUGCUUGUCACCUUAUUCGGCGUCACGCUGUUUGCUGUGGAAGAGUACAUCAUCCUCACCCUCCUCCAUUGCAGAGACGCUGGAGGCUCCAUGGUCAUCCACUGCUUUGGAGGAUACUAUGGUUUGGCCAUUUCCUGGGUCCUGUACCGACCCCACCUGCACGAAAGCAAACGCCUCAAUGGAUCCGUCUACCACUCGGAUAUGUUUGCUAUGAUCGGUACGCUGUUCCUGUGGAUGUUCUGGCCCAGUUUCAACUCGGCCAUCACGGACCACGGCGACGGGCAGCACAGAGCCGCCAUCAACACUUACCUCGCCCUCGCCUCCUCUGUGCUCACCACGGUGGCCAUCUCCAGCCUGUCUGACAAGAGAGGCAACCUGGACAUGGUCCACAUCCAGAAUGCCACACUGGUUGGUGGAGUCGCAAUGGGGACAGCGGCAGAGUUCAUGAUCACUCCUUAUGGUUCGCUCAUCGUGGGUUUCUGCUGCGGCAUUAUCUCCACAUUCGGCUACCUGUUUGUCACGCCCUUCUUAGAGAAAUAUCUGAAACUCCAGGACACAUGUGGCGUCCACAACCUGCACGCUGUGCCAGGGAUGCUGGGCGGCUUCAUAGGGGCCAUCGUUGCUGCAGUUGCCAGUGAGGCUGUCUAUAGCAAAGAGGGGUUGAUCAGCACAUUUGACUUUGUAGGUGAAUUUGCAGACAGGACUCCUGCGACACAGGGAGGCUUCCAGGCGGCUGGCACAUGUGUAUCUAUUGCAUUUGGAAUUGUAGGAGGCGUGUGUGUCGGUCUCGUCCUGAGGUUGCCUAUCUGGGGAGAUCCCGCUGAUGACAACUGCUUUGACGAUGAAGUCUACUGGGAGGUCCCCGAGGAGGAGGAGUCCAUCCCGCCUGUUUUGGAGUACAACAACCACAUGAUGCACAAGCACCAAGACAUAUCUGAGUCAAACUUCUCCGUGGAGCAAAGUUAGAGCGGCCCAGCAGGAGAUCGACCCUCUCAUGUCACCUUGAACUUGAUAUAACUGUGAAACAACAGAGAGAAGUGAAGGAGCAGCCCUCAACAAUUAGCUAUUCAAAACUUAAAGUUAUAACCAAGCUGCAUAAAGCAGUGACCCAAAAUAUAUAGAAAAAAGAUCUGAAUGAUCUUGAAAUAUAUUUUAAACUGGAAUUACUUUCUAAUUUAUUUUUAAAGAAGCUUUAUAUACACUGAGUCAAUGCAGUGUGAUGAGAAGAUAAAGACAAGGUGUUUUUUUUUCUAUAAGCCCAGUUAUAAUGCACCGAAGAACUGAGAGAUACUGUUAACGAUUAACAGUAACUCGGAAGUCUCACCUUUUGAUUGCGAAAAGUAUCAUUAAUAAUGAUUGCAAAUGUAUUUCUUUUUUGCAUUAAAAGCCUUUAGAAAUCAAAGAUACUUGUGCUGCCAAACUAAGCAGUCUUUGAACUCUACUACCUAUUUCUUUCAAACUAUAUGUAUAGGUCUUUGUAAGUUGUAUAUACAAAUCCAUCCACUUUUUGUUUGUUGCAUAGAUGACUUGUUAAAAUCAACGUUGUGAGUAACUGUAAUAACUCUCAUACAAUUGUUAGCAAUUUGCUUGAUGUAGUGUUGAAUGUUACCUCUGAUACAUUAUAUAUGAUUGUGUGUUGCAAUCUGCUUAUUGUAUUGUAUACUUCUGUUUAGAGUAGCUGAUAAACUCAAAUAAGAAUAAAGCUCU
Messenger RNA from Platichthys flesus (European flounder), 2243 nucleotides. RefSeq names its product Rh family, C glycoprotein a (gene rhcga). The record is from RefSeq and is a predicted model, not a curated record. Gene Ontology annotation, cellular component: plasma membrane. NCBI's taxonomy places the organism in Eukaryota, Metazoa, Chordata, Actinopteri, Pleuronectiformes, Pleuronectidae. Gene Ontology annotation, biological process: ammonium homeostasis; ammonium transmembrane transport. Gene Ontology annotation, molecular function: ammonium channel activity. Bases 36 to 1502 code for a protein of 488 amino acids. The transcript is spliced from 11 exons.